AUGAAAUAUAAAAAAGAAAAUGGAGUAGUCUUGGUACAGUUUAUAAAGUCACCCAUUGGACAUGAUGAAAAUAUUGGCAGAUUAAACCUUAAAAAGGACGAACGUGCUCAAAUAGCGGGGAAAAUCAAAUCUGGUGUUCCACUUGAUGUCAUACUUGAUGAAAUUCGUGAUCAUGCAUCAGAUAUUCAUGCUGCACUUACUACAAAAACGAAACAAGAUCUACUUAAUAUUAUAAGAGAUUUUAAUUUGGAUCCUACUCGUUCACAUUCAGAUGACGCUGUCAGCAUAGAUCUUUAA
Macrosiphum euphorbiae (potato aphid) is the source of this 297-nucleotide messenger RNA. The record is from the annotation of a GenBank genome assembly. NCBI's taxonomy places the organism in Eukaryota, Metazoa, Arthropoda, Insecta, Hemiptera, Aphididae.